UGUAUAUGUUUUGUAGCACGAUGGUCUCAAUCAAAAAGCAGAUUUAACUUUAAAAGGCGUGGUCGGUACGAUCGUUAAAGACUAUUUUUCGCGCCUAACACAAUCGCAACGAGUAUUAUUUGAAGCUUUGUCAUUUGGAAGAUUCUUAGGAAUGCAUGUCCCCCAUGGUGACCCCUUACUUGUGCAUUUGAUGAUGUUGCAUGAAGUAAGGUCUCAACAAAUGUAUAAAAUGAGGAUGUUUCUUUUUGAGAUACAGGAGAUGUAGUUGGAUUUUGGUGAAACUGAAUAUAUUUUGAUUUGUGGUUUAAGAGUCGGUCCUUAUGUGGAUUUACUCCAUGACGAAAGAGGUCGGUCAAAUUCAAAUCUUCGUGAUCGGUUGUUCCCAGACAUUAUAGAUGCACGUUUGCGGCUGAAAGAUUUAGAAGACUACAUUAUGUCUCCGAAUUAUUUGUCACUUCAGGAUGUAGAUGUUGUAAUGCUUAUCUAGCUUGUUUUUUAUGUUGAAAGGUCUCCACGGACGGGACGUUAAAACGGGCAUUCUCGUGGCAGUAUACAAGCUUGCUGAUAAUAUAGAUGAUUGGAACAGGUUUGCAUGGGGUACAUAUUUAUGGAUCUAUACUUCGGGGUUGAUGCGUGGAAUGUUUGAGAAAAUAGAAAAUUUUAGAAUAUUCAAGUAAGCCAAUCCUGAAUCCAAGAAAGUACACAAGUAUACCGUUGCCGGUUUUAUGCUUCCGUUUAAGAUAUGGAUCUUGGAGACGUUCCCAGAGGCAACCCAGUAUUAUAUAUGCACGCCGACAGAAUUGCCACAAAUGAGGUCAUGGAGAAGUAAAACACUGUUAUCUUGGGUUCAAUGUCGUCGAAUAAUCAACGUGUCUGUGCCUAACAACCAUCCUAUUGUUGUCGUGGCAAAUGCGACGGAGCUCAUGUUGCCAUUUUAUAUUCGCUACGUCAAUCAGACUCUUAACCAUGAAGAGUCUCCCCCACGGCAACAUAGUCCCCCCAUUGUUGCCUCGCCUCCUCGAAGAAAGAAGUACAAGUCGGAAACAUCUUCGACUGAAACUGCCACAAAUGCGUCUUCCUCGCAACAGCCUGAAGUAGAAAGAACUUAUAUGUCAAGCGACACAUCAACAAGGUCGAUCAAGAAGAAGACGCGCACAAAGGCAUUGGUGAAGCGUCUAAUAGGCGUUGUGGCUGACUUAACUUCUAAAGUAGAUCGUGUAUUACAGAAAAAAGAUGAACCAGAUACAGGGUUUGGAGAGGAGGAGGACAUGGGAAAUGAAGAGGAGAAAGAAACAUAUUACCAUGACAGUCUUUAUGCUGCUAGUACGUUGGGUUUUUGGAAAGAAUGGAAUAUGAUCUCUUCCAACCUCAACACUACACACAGGCUGCAUAUACUCCCACUGGAUGUGGAGUUUUGGUCAAGGUUACUUACAGUUACUGACUCUGGGUGGUUAAUUUCUUCGCAUAUUGCGAUAUGGACAAAUGAUGUUGGAGGCUAUCCUAAAUGGAAGGAUGUGGAUAUGGUUCUAUUCCCCAUAAACGUUGUUGGUGUCCAUUGGUUUUUAGCAGUGCUAUAUUUAAAUACCUGGAAAAAUUCAAAAAGUUUUGGGGAUAGUAUUAUCUCAGAGCUAGAUGUGAUUGAGUUCUGGAACGAUUUCCCCGAUGGACACAAAGCCAACACAAAUGUGGAGUUUGUUGAUACUAUAGACGGGCCACAUCAAGAAUAUAUUGAAGUUAGAGGGGAUUAUGGAGUAUUCAUAUGCAUGUUUAUGGAAAUGAUCGUUUCGAGGGUACCGGUGAAGAUUGAUAAGCCACAUAGAGAUGCGGGAUUUCUCUACAGAAAUAGGAUGACAAAUAUUAUUUGGGAUACUAUAUAA
Messenger RNA from Lactuca virosa, 1877 nucleotides. NCBI's taxonomy places the organism in Eukaryota, Viridiplantae, Streptophyta, Magnoliopsida, Asterales, Asteraceae. The record is from the annotation of a GenBank genome assembly.